This is a messenger RNA of Lepus europaeus (European hare), 8581 nucleotides long. It is a transcript of the gene MINDY2, whose product is annotated as MINDY lysine 48 deubiquitinase 2. The coding region runs from base 103 to 1998 and encodes 631 amino acids. The record is from RefSeq and is a predicted model, not a curated record. Gene Ontology annotation, cellular component: cytosol; cell periphery. NCBI's taxonomy places the organism in Eukaryota, Metazoa, Chordata, Mammalia, Lagomorpha, Leporidae. Gene Ontology annotation, biological process: protein K48-linked deubiquitination. The transcript has 9 exons. Gene Ontology annotation, molecular function: cysteine-type carboxypeptidase activity; K48-linked deubiquitinase activity; cysteine-type deubiquitinase activity.
GCUAGGGCGCUGUAGCUGCCAGUGCCGCUGUCAUGGCGUCGGAGGCGCUGGCUGAGGAGAGCCGGCCGCGGUCUCUAUAGAGCGAGGGGCGGGCGGCCGGGGAUGGAGAGCGGCCCCGAGAGCCUGCAGCCGCUAGAACACGGGGUGGCGGCUGGGCCAGCGCCAGAGACGGGUUCUCCGCCGGCGGGACGACAGGAGACCGAGCUCGCCGCUGGGGACGGUCCUGGAGUAUGGGCGGCGGAGAGCGGCGGCGGGAAUGGGCAGGGGGCGGCGGCCGCCGGGAGGAGCCUCCCAGACCCGGCUCCCUCGGGCUCGCCUCAGGUUCCCGAACCUUGCAGCUCCGUCCCUGGUUUGGACUUGAAGGAGAGCUCUUUGGAGAGCCCUGCUGCCGCGAAGGCGCCUAUGGGAGGGCAGCACAAGGUGACCGUCUCCCCGGAGCCCGCGGAGGCCGGAGCGGGCCGUGGGUUGGGUCCGGCCGGAGACACCGGCGCCCGCACGGAUCCCGCCGGCACCUGCCAGGCAGAGCUGGUGGCUGCCUGCGCCGAGGAGCCCAGCGGUGCCGGCGGCCUCAGCAGCAGUUGCAGCGACCCGAGCCCUCCUGGGGAAUCGCCGAGCCUGGACUCCCUUGAGUCGUUCUCUAACCUGCAUUCUUUCCCCAGUAGCUCCGAGUUCAAUAGUGAAGAGGGAGCAGAGAACAGGGUCCCAGAGGAGGAGGAGGGCGCGGCAGUGUUGCCCGGGGCUGCCCCUCUGUGCAGAGAGGAGGAGGAGGAGGAGGAGAACGCUCAGGUGUUGGCGGCUUCCAAGGAGCGCUUCCCGGGACAAUCUGUGUAUCACAUCAAGUGGAUCCAGUGGAAGGAAGAGAACACACCCAUCAUCACGCAGAACGAGAAUGGACCCUGCCCUUUGCUGGCUAUCCUCAAUGUUUUGCUGCUGGCUUGGAAGGUGAAACUUCCACCGAUGAUGGAAAUCAUAACUGCUGAGCAGCUGAUGGAAUAUUUAGGAGAUUACAUGCUUGAUGCAAAGCCAAAAGAAAUUUCAGAAAUUCAACGUUUAAAUUAUGAACAGAAUAUGAGUGAUGCUAUGGCAAUUUUGCACAAACUACAGACAGGCCUAGAUGUAAAUGUACGAUUUACUGGUGUUCGAGUAUUUGAAUAUACACCGGAAUGCAUAGUAUUUGAUCUUCUUGAUAUUCCUUUGUACCACGGGUGGUUAGUAGAUCCUCAGAUUGAUGACAUUGUAAAAGCUGUUGGUAACUGCAGCUACAACCAACUAGUGGAGAAGAUCAUCUCUUGUAAGCAGUCAGACAAUAGUGAGCUGGUUAGUGAAGGCUUUGUGGCUGAGCAGUUUCUGAAUAAUACAGCCACCCAACUGACAUACCAUGGAUUAUGUGAAUUAACUUCAACGGUUCAAGAAGGAGAACUUUGUGUGUUCUUUCGAAAUAAUCAUUUUAGCACCAUGACCAAAUACAAGGGUCAACUGUAUUUGUUAGUAACUGACCAGGGAUUUCUUACUGAAGAAAAAAUUGUUUGGGAAAGCCUGCACAAUGUAGAUGGUGAUGGGAAUUUCUGUGACUCAGAAUUUCAUCUGCGGCCUCCUUCAGAUCCUGAAACAGUAUACAAAGGACAACAAGAUCAGAUAGACCAGGACUAUCUUAUGGCAUUGUCUCUGCAACAAGAACAGCAGAGCCAAGAGAUCAAUUGGGAACAAAUCCCAGAAGGAAUCAGUGAUUUGGAACUAGCAAAGAAACUCCAAGAAGAAGAGGAUAGGCGGGCUUCUCAAUACUAUCAAGAACAAGAACAAGCAGCAGCAGCUGCUGCUGCUGCUUCCUCCUCUACACAGGCACAGCAGGGCCAAGUAGUACCAGCCUCUCCAUCAAGUGGAAGACAAUCUGGGAAUGCUGAACGUAAACGAAAGGAACCUCGAGAAAAAGAGAAAGAAAAAGAAAAAGAAAAGGAAAAGGAAAAGGAAAAGGAAAAAAAUAGCUGUGUCAUUUUAUAACAAGUGUUGGAUUCUGUUGGAACCACCUAUAUGUCUUGAGAAAACAAAACCACAGGAAGAAAGGAAGAAAAACCGAUAAAUACCGUUUGUGCCUGAUUUCCCAAUGGAUUUUGUUCAUGUUUUUCAGGGGAAAGGUUGUUACUUUGUUACAAUCAAACUUUUUCAAGUCACACAAUACACUCUUUAUGAGUUGGAGUUUCAUGUUACAAGUUGGAAAUGCUGUGUGUUUUCAUUCAUAAAAAUACUGCACUUGUAGCCAAAUAAGUGAAUCACAGCAAAUUUUUGUGUCAUAGUGACAUUCAUAACUCAUAUCAGUUAGAAAGCUAUUUUAUCUUCUAACAACGAAUGGAGGUAAUUGAUUUAGUCUGAUUCCUUCCUGAAAUCUAAAUAUUAGCACAAUAGUUUCUGAAGUUUUUCAAUAAUAAUGAUGAUCUAAUCAAUGAGAUACCAGGGGUUUAAUAUAGGGAUUUAAAAAGAAUAAAAAAGACAAAAAUAUAGCAGGAAUAAGUAGUCUUAUUGUAUAUUGGACUAGUUCAGCCCUUGAACAGCUUUACCUUUCUUUAGUUAUGUACAUUUUAGAUAUUAUCUUGAGAACUGAUAAUGAAGCUUGGAUAUAAUUUAGAUAGAAAACAAAGAUUUUUAUUUCUUUUCCAAGAGCAAAAAAUUGCAUAACACUAAUACUUAUAACCUGUGAAAUCAGAUAUUAAUGACUUUGUAGUGUGGUAAAAUUUCGAAGAAUUCUGAAAUCUUCAGCAUAGGUAACUUGGACCACAGUUACUGUUUAUUGAUAAUGUGAUCAGUGAGUUUAAGGAGCAAACCACAGUGGAUGCAAGGCCUUGUAAAUAUAAGGGUGUAGAAAAGCAGAUGCUUCGAUGUCUACAUUUUCUAAAAUUACCUUGAAUCUUAAAUUUUAAAUCAUGUUUAUUGCUAGAAAAUUAAGUGUAGUUAUUAAAACCAACAAAAAAGCACAUUUCUGAAUGAGAUAAUCUCCAAGUCUAGUGAAGACAUCAAUAUGUUUGAGAGUAGAUAAAAUUUGGAGGAAUUUAUGUAAAAGCAAUCAUAUUUUUUAACUUAUGGGAACCAAAUAAACUCAAAGCAUCUUACAGUGUUUAUAGGAUUCAGAAGGAAUAUUUAUUUAACUUUAUUAUGAGGCAACAAAUAUUUUUCCUGUCUUUCUAGAUACACUUUGGAAAACUAUCCUUAAUAGUCCUUUUUAUAUGCUUUAUAUUUAAAAGUUUGUUUUAGUCAAUUUUGAAAAGACUAUUGCUGCUGCAAGUAGUUGUGUGAUUUAUAUUUCAAGCCUGAAUAAAUUUGUUUAUUUAAGAGCAUCAUAACCUGACCUGAGCAUCCACUUGGAGAAUGUUGUCUUGUGGUUUGGAGAGAGAAAAGACUAAAAAAAAAAUUAAAAUAAAGAUGUAGUUGAGCUUUUCUUUCUUUUAUAAACUGUGUAAUUAACUUUCUUCAUGAUCCCAGACCAGAUAUAGCAUAAGUCUAUAUGUAAAAAGCAAAGUCUUAUUUAUGGAAGGAAUUAUUCUAAGGGAGAAAUCCAGGGUUAAGCUGUGUGUUUUAUGUCCUUCUAUUUGCAUGUCUAUUUAUGUUACAAAAUUUGUUAUUUCUUCAAAUUUCCUAUGGUAGCAUGAUAAAUCAUCAGAUAACCUGUUUGGGAUAUACAAUUUGGGUGCAAAAUACUUGGUCUGUCUCUUGAUUAUAACCUGGAAUAGACAUCUGUUGUUAAAGUAAUCAUAUAUACUAUGAAACUCUUUUGACUCAAACAGGUUGACCUAAUACAUGUUUACUCUUGAUAUUCUCUUGUUUAAGGAAGGAAACUCAAACUUCAGGGUUUGUUUUUCCCAGAACAGAUAGUAGUAAUAGUGCAUUAUAUUUUAAUAAGAACAAAACAAUAAAUUUGAGAAAUUCAAAGAACCAUAUUUGAGGCAUAUUUUUCCAUAAUUAUAUUCUUACCUAUUUAUUGCCCUUGAAGAAUACAUGUGUAGAAACUAUUCUUCUGUCAUUUGUUAUUAUCUUAUUAAUUUGUUCCAAAGAUAAUACUGCCAUUCUGCAUUCCCUCUGGAAGGAAAAAAAAAACCAACUCAUUCAAAACCAGCAGUGCUGCUAUCAGAUAAGUAGAUGUUAAUGUAUACUUAGAAGAAAAACCUUAAAAAUGUAAUGUUUGUUAAAUCAGACUUUUUCUAUGUAAUAAUAUUUCUGAGUCAGGCUUUCUUACAUUCCUGGAAUUCAGUUUAAUAUACCAAGAGUAAUAAUGAUAAAAUGUUCACUUUGAUUACUGUGGUGGGGAAUUAAAUGUUCAGUUCUGUUAAAACCAACAAACUUCUCAGAGAUACUACUUUACUAUCCUUAAAGAUUAUAAAAAAUUUAGACCUAUUGUGUCUUUAUUUUCUUGUAUUUUGCUCAAGGUAGCAAAACAGGUAUUCAGGCAUUUCAUUGCUGAUUGUGUACAUAGGAAUUUAAAAGUGAUAUGUUAAACUCUUUCUUAAUACAUGAAAACUGUUACAUGUACACAGCUAGCAGAAGUUAGAAUUUAAACAUUUUCUUUUUAAUUUUUAUAGGCUGGAUUAGGGGCACAUUUGUAUCAAUCAAAGCAUCAUUAGAAUUAACAAAAGAGGCAGAUGAAUGAAUGGAUAUGAUUACUGCACUUUCCUCUUACUUUCAAAGACUAUUCCUUAGAGUUAGUAGCCUGUCUUUAUUAACAGUAUGAACAUUUUCUUCAGGUCUAAUCACAUUGCAUCAGUAAUGCUGUGAAUUCUAGUAUUUGACAAUACUUAUUGUAUGUGUGUGUGUAGCUGUGUCUGUGUGUAUGUUUCUGAAGUAAGGUUCCAUGACUUCUAUUAAAUUCUCAAAGGAAUCUGGAAACUUUACCUCAGUUGUAAGAAUCACCAUUUUAAGAAUACACACACAAAUAUACAUGUACACACUUAGCUUUCUGAACCAGCUACAAUUGGCGUUGGUUGUACACCAGUCCAGUGUGCUUAACUAAAGUAAUGUCUUCCAUGUUUCAAGGUCAGGUAGUUGAAUGAGGCAUAGCGUAGGAUUAGGUUUUGGAAUAUAAUUGUAUCUCAUUUUUAUUGUCUCAUGUGAUAGUAUUUGUUGCUUACUUCACACUCUGUUUUGAAUUCUUCCUCAUACUUGUUGAUCCUUGCUUAGCUAAAAAAACUUAAUAUGAGAGAACUUAUAUGACUGAACUCAACAUCAAUCUUUUUUAUAUUUGCACAAAAUGUAACUAGCAUUUUAUUUUCAAUUAAUCACAAACUCAGUUCACUAAAAGAGAUCUUGAAAGGAAAAAGGACUAGAAGGCAAAUAUUUAAGGAAAGAAUAAUUAUGAUCUCUAUAUUAAUGUUGGCAUACAAAACAGAUAUCUGUAAAAUCCUGCAGGGGGGAAUUGAGAUAAUUUUCAGAACUGUCUUCAAGGAAUCUUGAUUAUUUAAAAUUUUUAAGUAUUAUAUUUUGUUAACUUUCCUCUCAAUGUACCUGUGAUUUUAAAACAUGGGAAGCUUAUAGAUUUGACACAUCACUCAAUACUUAGUCAUGCAUCUUAAAAUAUAAUUGAAAACUUAUAUUUCAUAAAUUAAGAUGGUGGUGUUAAAAUUAGUCUAAAAUUUGUAUUUUAAUAAACUGGAUAUGUGAAGUUCUGGAUCAUUUUGUAUUUAAGAAUCCAGUUUUAUCUUGCCUUGAGCAAACUUUCUGUGCCUCAAUUUGCUCUUUAAAUGUGUGAAGAAUGCUUUUUUAAAAAAGUGUUUUGCACUCCUGAAUAAUGGGCAUGGUAUAAGCACAGAGUAUUACAUAAACUAUCACUAAUAUUAUACUUUUUUUUUGUUUGUAAAUGUGAGACUUUUUUCCCAAUGGAAUAAUGUAUCUUAACCCAGUUUUGUUAAUACUGUCAAAAUUUGUAGAAUUGUCUUGUCUUUGGUAUGGUGUCAUCUCUUCCCAAAAUGUGUUUUACAGUUGCUUUUUUUUUUUUCUAUAGACUGUAGAGUCAAAAUAAGAGUAUUUACAGAGUAUAAGAAGCAUUUUAAAAUCUGUGUUUUUCAAUAUCUUUUACAGAUCUAAACAUUGAGAUUCUCAUUACUUUCCCCCACUGUGGAAUAAAAUACAAUGGUAUCAAGUUACUAAUAUGUUAAUUUUUUACAUAGGUGAAAUUCAUUCAGAUCUGUCAAAUACUUUCAUUUUAGGGCUAUUUUAGUUAUUUGUGGGUUUUUUUUUUUUUUAGUGUAAAAUAUUGUUUGAUAAUGUGCCAUUAAGUUCUUUUCAGAAAGGGACUGAAAAUAGUAAAGGAACUCAUUGGAAUCUUAGAGUUCUUAGUUUCUCUGAUAAGUUAAUGUCUUUUGUUAGUAAUGUCCAACUCUUCUGAGACUAUUGGGAAAACAUGAAAAAUUGAGGUUAUUCUUCUCAGGUGAUUCUAAACUAAAUUUUAAAAUCAAAGGCUUCCUGAUUAAGUAAAUUGCAAAAUAGAGAUAAUGGAGUGUGAGGGGAAAAUUGUAGGACUCUGGUAAGCUUAACUUUUUGAAAAUCGAUCUAAACUUUAAUUCAUGCAUGUCUCUUACUGAAUCCUAGUGUUUCUGCUGUUAGAGUUGAAUAAAUUGUGAUAUGCAUAUAUAUUUUUACAUGAGAGAUUCUAGUUUCUAAUUUCACUUUUCUGAUCUCAAGAAAAUUAAACUCGAAAAACAGGGUAAAAUUCUUCAACUGUUGCCUCAAAUUCAGCAUUGUCCUAUUGUCCUGAAAAAAGAAGAGACAGAUUUGUCUACUAACACAGAUUGUUUUACGGCAUAGUGGUAGCCCAUUUUAGGUACUAAGAUAACAUGGCAGAAAUAGAAAUCUUAGGCUUUGAACUACAGUAGAUUUAAAGAGAAAACAAAACAAAACAUUGUUCUACAAUAAUUCUAUUUUGUCUGAACUGUAUUCUGAGGAUUCCUUCAAAGCAUUUAACAAUUUAUCCCUGUUACCUUUAAAACCCUAAUGGUGAUCCACAUUGUAAUAUCUUGUUUUGAGAGAUAGGGAUACCUCCCUCAUAAAUUAAGAGGCUGCAAAAAGCAAAGCAAAAUUCUUUGGGAGGUGAUCCUGGUUUCUUUGGCCUUUGUAGUUGUUUCCAGCUUUAAACAGAAAGUCAUAAAACUGAAAUGCCGCUUAAAUUGUCAAAUCAGUGGCCUGUCCAAAGGGCUUGUAACUGAAAUGCCCUACAAGCAGUUGUACCUAAUGCAAUGUCUCCAGACCAAGAUUGUUAUUUACUUUCUGAAGAUCUGUCUUAAAUGUCUCAAUUUUUUCAGUUAUUGUUCUUUUUCACAUAUGAGUAAUAUGAAAUAACCAUUUCCCUCCUCAGGGUACAUAUGAUAUCUUAGCAUUACAGAUUUUUAAAGAUGAGGCUUUCAAAAGCCUCCAUUGGUUUUUGUGAAAAGGUUAUGUAUUCUUCAAUAAAAAGGUGAUUCUCACAUAUCCACAAGUCACAAAUAGGACGAUAUAAUAAAGAUUGAUGUAUAAGUUUUACACAGCAGUCUGCAAAAGGGAUAAGCUUUACCUGUGAAACUUUGAAAGUACCCUGAAAGUCAUUUUCUAAAGCUAAUGCAUAUAAAUCUUUUUCCUUGAAUUUUGCACAAUAAUUGUACUGAGGCACAUGUUUUGGGGAAAGCAACUAGGAUGGUAUAUGGCUGCAAAAAGUAACCAUGAAACUUAGCAAGAAAAAGAAACAUUUUCUUCCUCCACUUUACUAUCAGAACUAAUUGGGUCAAGAAUUUGCUAUGAUAUGUUAUAGAUCUCUGUGCCAGACCAAGAUUGGUCAACUGAGUUUUCAAAGAGUUUAGAUAUAUAGAUUGUGUGUGAGUGCCUACAUUUUUCUACUCUUUUCCUCUUGUCUUAAUAUCCUGUCUACCUAUGAAAUAAUGCAUCUCUUUUGCUUUGUGACUGCUGCAUUUCUAGUGAAGGAAUAAUAGGGGCCAGCAUUGUGGCAAAACAGGUUAAGCCGCCGCCUAAGAUGCCCAAACCAUAUGAGUGCUGGUUCUAGUCCAGGCUGCUCCAUGCUUCUGACUUCAGCCUGGCCCAGCCCCAGCCAUUGCAAUCCCGUUAGGGAGUGAACCAGUGGAUGGAAGAUCAAUCUUUCUCUGCCUUCCAAAUAAAUAAAAUCUAUUUAAAAAGGAAUAAUAUAAACCCUAAAAAUUAAAAGGAAAGAUCAUUGAAAGACCCCCCCCCCUUUUUUUUUUAAAUUAACAGACACCUAAAAGCACCUACCCAGCUUAGGGUUGAACUGAAUUUCUAUGAAAUAAAUGUAUUGCUUUAAAUGCUAAUCAUGCUAAAACUAAUUAAAAACUGUAUCUUAAGCAAGUUCAAAAGCUUCAUUUUUGGAGGAUGUUCCUAAAAAGGCAUUUUGAACAUAGAUGGGAAUGUAUAAAAUAUUUGUAACAGUUAUUCAGUAUUACUCAACAUUUAAUUUCAUGUUUGUUAUUGUACCAUAAGGAUAGUGUCAUUGUUGGAUUAAAAUGUUGGAUGUUUGUUAAUACACUUAAAACUGUUAACCAGUGAAUAACACCUGUAGUAUUUUUUAUUAUAGAUUAUAUUUUAUUUCAAUAAACUUUGAUAU